Brassica rapa (field mustard) is the source of this 1394-nucleotide messenger RNA. RefSeq names its product ubiquinol oxidase 1a, mitochondrial. The record is from RefSeq and is a predicted model, not a curated record. Gene Ontology annotation, biological process: alternative respiration. Gene Ontology annotation, cellular component: mitochondrion. NCBI's taxonomy places the organism in Eukaryota, Viridiplantae, Streptophyta, Magnoliopsida, Brassicales, Brassicaceae. Gene Ontology annotation, molecular function: alternative oxidase activity.
GAGACCAUCCCUCAUAAGAGCGUCUGACAAGACAGCGAAGUUAAAUAAAAAAAGUCUCUUACAACAUUUCCUAUAUUCUUGGAUUUUUCGAGUCUUUCCAUUUUCUCUCUUUUUCGAUCUCUAUAACGAUGAUGAGUCGCGGUGGAGCCAAGGUGGCCUCGUCGCUGCUAAAGUCUGCUCGGCCACGGUUGUUCUCAACCGCCUCUACGAGUACGAUCCGUUCCAUGUCUCACGAGACAAGCCAUCUCUUGAAACCUGCGGCUGCAGAUCUAGCUAGCGUGAACACUUGGAUCUGGAGUGGAACUGGAGGCGUGCGAUUCGCUAGCACGGCUAGUUUAGGAGAGAAAACUCCGAGUCAAGAUGAGAAGCCGAAGAAAACAGAGGACGAAUCAUCCACCGGAGGUAACAAAGGAAUCGCUAGCUAUUGGGGUGUUGAACCGAGUAAGAUCACCAAAGAAGACGGUACUGAAUGGAAGUGGAACUGCUUCAGGCCUUGGGAGACGUAUAAAGCUGAUUUGACGAUUGAUCUGUCUAAGCAUCAUGUUCCAACUACGUUUCUUGACAGAUUAGCUUAUUGGACCGUCAAAUCUCUUCGCUGGCCGACCGAUCUCUUCUUCCAGAGGAGAUACGGGUGCAGAGCUAUGAUGCUCGAAACUGUAGCAGCAGUGCCCGGAAUGGUUGGAGGAAUGUUACUCCACUUUAAAUCUCUCAGACGCUUUGAGCAAAGCGGAGGAUGGAUCAAAGCCCUUCUCGAGGAAGCAGAGAACGAGAGGAUGCAUCUCAUGACUUUCAUGGAAGUCGCUAAACCCAAAUGGUACGAGAGAGCUCUUGUCAUCACUGUCCAAGGAGUCUUCUUCAACGCUUAUUUCCUCGGUUACCUAAUCUCUCCCAAGUUUGCUCACCGUAUGGUUGGCUACCUUGAGGAAGAAGCAAUCCACUCGUACACUGAGUUUCUCAAGGAGCUUGACAAAGGUAACAUUGAUAAUGUCCCUGCUCCGGCUAUUGCUAUUGAUUACUGGAGGCUUCCUGCUGAUGCAACCCUUCGUGACGUUGUCAUGGUGGUCCGUGCUGACGAGGCGCAUCACCGUGAUGUUAACCAUUUUGCCUCUGAUAUUCACUACCAAGGUCGGGAGCUAAAGGAAGCUCCAGCUCCAGUUGGAUAUCAUUGAGUUUAGCUAUAUCUUUUUGAAUAAGAAGACUUUGUUUUCUCAAGUUUUAAACUUUGUUAUAAAGAAAUUUGGAAGAGUAUAUGGCCUCUUCUUUCACUUGUAUAUAAGACCACCUCUACUAAAGCCAGACUUUGGAAUCGACUUGCAUGAAUGUUAUAUUUGCUACAAAUAUUCUGUUUUUUUUUCACUUGAAAGUUAUAUUAUUAUUGCACGACUUGAGAUUUA